Messenger RNA from Telopea speciosissima, 3538 nucleotides. RefSeq names its product pentatricopeptide repeat-containing protein At4g39530. The coding region runs from base 194 to 2743 and encodes 849 amino acids. NCBI's taxonomy places the organism in Eukaryota, Viridiplantae, Streptophyta, Magnoliopsida, Proteales, Proteaceae. Gene Ontology annotation, biological process: RNA modification. The record is from RefSeq and is a predicted model, not a curated record. Gene Ontology annotation, molecular function: protein binding; RNA binding. The transcript has a single exon.
CGGCUUCUCUAUCACUUCUCGUCGCUGCAGGAGCAUUCGCUCCUCAACUGAUCAGCUUCUAUCGGCAUUUUGAACCUUUCGGCAGUAGCAGAAGCUUCUCUCGAAAUGCGUAAUUGCUCUGUGUUCGCUGCAGUGCUUCCUUCUUACUUAUUCCUCCCAAUUUCAAGGCAGAGAAUUUUUUAUCGAGUAAGACAUGAGAAACCAAUACCCAGUGACGUUCUUCUUACGAUUUUGUUACAUACAUCACAGUCAAAUCAUUGGCAGAAAAAUCUCCGAUUUCUCCACCUUGAUUUCUGCGCUUCGCCCUUCAGAAAACCCAUUUCCCUCUAUUAAUGAAUUCCGUUACCGAAGGCGUGAAUUUGCCCAACUUCUUCAAGUUUCAGACGAACAUAAUCUCUACUACAAGAGUGUUCAUGGGCAGAUGGUAGUUUUAGGUUUUCAAUCAGAUGUUUUUCUAGCUAACGUUCUUUUACAUUCAUAUUCAAAAUCCAAUUGUCUACUUAAUGCAGAGCAAGUCUUCCAUAAAAUUCCGGGGAGGAACUUGAUCACAUGGUCUUCAAUGAUUUCCAUGUAUACACAACAUGGUCAGAAUGAAGAAGCUUUGAUGAUCUUCUCUGAAUUUCGAAAAUCUUCCUCAGAGAAUCCGAAUGAGUUCAUCUUAGCUAGUGUUUUGCGUGCUUGCACGCAGUUAGGCGCCGUUGAUCAAGCCAUCCAAGUACAUGAUUUUGUUAUCAAGGCUGGGUUUGAUCAAGAUGUCUAUGUUGGUACCUCCUUAAUUGAUUUUUAUUCAAAGAAUGGAGAGAUAGUAGACGCAAGAUUGGUUUUUGAUGAUCUAGUGAUGAAGACUCCGGUCACUUGGACUACCAUUAUUACUGGGUAUUCACAAAGUGGAAGAAGUGAAGUUUCACUGCAGUUGUUUAUCCAAAUGUUGAAAACUGAUGUCUUUCCUGAUCGAUAUGUUCUCUCCAGUGCGAUAAGUGCUUGUUCAAUGUUACAGUUUCUUGAAGGAGGGAAACAGAUACAUGCCUAUGUGUUGAGAAAUGGAACAGAAACCGAUGUUUCAGUGAUUAAUGUGCUCAUAGAUUUAUACUCAAAGUGUCAUAGGGUGAAAAUUGGUAGGCAAUUAUUUGAUCAGAUGGUUCUUAAGAAUGUUGUGUCAUGGACCACGAUGAUUGCAGGGUACAUGCAGAAUUCAUGCGACUGGGAUGCAGUGAAGUUGUUCUCAGAAAUGACCCAACAGGGGUGGCGGCCAGAUGGGUUUACUUGCACUAGUAUUCUCACAUCCUGUGGUUCGACUGAGGCUUUGGAACAAGGGAGACAAGUUCAUUCUUACACCAUCAAAGCUAACCUAGAAUCCGAUGAGUUUGUGAGGAACAGUUUGAUCGACAUGUAUGCAAAAUGUAACUCUUUGGAUGAUGCUAGAAGAGCCUUUGAUACUAUGCCAGUACACAAUGUUAUAUCUUACAAUGCUAUGAUUGAAGGGUAUGCGAGACAGGACAAGGCCUUCGAAGCUCUGGAUCUUUUUAAUGCAAUGAGGCUUAAAUCAUUCCAUCCAAGCCUCUUGACCUUUGUUAGUAUUCUUGGGUUGUCAGCUUCAUUAUCCACCAUCGAUUUGAGCAAGCAAAUCCAUGGUCUUGUUAUAAAAAGUGGAAUAUCUUUAGACAUUUAUGCUGGUAGUUCCCUGGUGGAUGUUUAUUCCAAGUGCUUCUGUGUUAAUGAUGCAAGACUCGUGUUUGAGGAGAUGAAUGAAAGAGAUAUUGUAGUAUGGAAUGCCUUGGUUUUUGGGCAUAUCCAAAAUGGACAAGGCGAGGAGGCUCUCAAACUCUUCUUAGAAUUGCAGUUUUCAGGAAUGAAACCUAAUGAGUUCACCUUUGUUGGAGUUAUCACAGCAGCUAGUAACCUAGCAAGUCUCGUACAUGGUCAGCAGUUCCAUAGCCAGCUUGUAAAGUCUGGCCGAUACCUGGAUCCAUAUGUUUCUAAUGCUCUUGUAGACAUGUAUGCAAAGUGUGGAAGCAUUCACGAGGCUCAUAAAAUGUUCUAUACGACAUGUCGAAGAGAUGUUGUGUGUUGGAACUCCAUGAUCUCAACAUAUGCGCAGCAUGGGCUUGCUGACGAAGCUCUUCAGAUGUUCCAGCAGAUGCAAGAUGAGGGAAUAGAACCCAACUAUGUUACAUUUGUUGGUUUACUAUCUGCCUGUAGCCAUGGUGGGCUUGUUGAAAGUGGCCUUUGUCUCUUUGAUUCAAUGGCUACAGAAGUUGGUAUCAAAGCAGGGACAGAACAUUAUGCCUGCGUGGUUGCUCUCUUGGGACGAGCAGGGAGACUGCAUGAAGCCAAGGAGUUUAUUGAGCAUAUGCCAAUUGAACCGGCAGCAAUUGUAUGGCGCAGCUUGCUCAGUGCGUGUCGGGUAGCUGGCAAUGUUGAAAUGGGGAGAUAUGCUGCAGAGAUGGCAAUCUCCAUUGAUCCAAAAGAUAGUGGGUCCUAUGUUCUACUUUCAAAUAUUUAUGCAUCUAAAGGCAUGUGGGCUGAUGUUGAGAAUGUGAGGAAGGGGAUGGACUGCAAUGGAGUGUUGAAAGAACCAGGCCAUAGUUGGAUCGAAAUUGAUAGCAAUGUUCAUGUGUUUAUUGCAAGAGACAAAACUCAUGGCCAGGUUGAUUUGAUCUACUCGGUAUUGGACAGGUUGACCCUACAGAUCAGAGGAGUUGGGUAUGUGCCUGACUCUGCUACAUGCUUGUUAGAAGAUUGAGGAGAGAUGGUAUUACAAUCCAACAGGAAGCCAUGUUUUGAACUUUGAUCCAUCUUCAAAAUAGAAACCUGAACACAUGCUGGGGCAUGGAUUAUGGAUGGAAAAUUAUAUCCAAUGGGGUCCUUGAAUUUUGAUCUCUUGAUCUAUGUUCGAAAUAGACAUGUGGAUACAUAUAUGCUCAUUCAAGUGGAAGGAUUCAAUAUUUUGGUCUUUCAACCAUCCGAAAAUGGUCGGUGCUAAAAGAUUUGGAACCACAGUGGUGAAUGGAACAGAACCCACCUACUUUCUAAUUCCAAAUGGUGAUUAUCCUAUAUAUACUUCACUCAAUUUGGCGUGGACCAUCUUUUCUAUAGGUGCCACUUCUGGUGGUUCUCUCAAGUUUAAUCUUUUGCUUGAUGUUGUUUGUCAAUGAUAUACUGUUUUGUAUUUGAUUUUUUCGACUUUAUAUUGCCUUAUUAGGCUUUGAGUUAUAAUUUAUGGUUUUUCUGGCAUGUAGAAUGUUUAGUAGUCAGGGCAACAUUAUGGUGCUCCAUAAAGGUUGAUGUCACAGCCAUUUUUCUCAUGCUAAAGCCAACGACUUUUCUGACUUGCUUUCCUAUGGGACCAAUGAACUGCUUAGGUGAGUUGGUAUUGGUUCUAUUAUGUUAAAGAGGAAGUCUCAUGCUCAAAUUUCUUGAGGUGCUCCUAAUUGUGGCAGAAACACUUUCCCUGCACAAUGCUGUCCUCGAUCAAAACCUUAAUGGGGGAUUUUUCUAGGAAACAAGAAGGCAUCAUGUGGAACCAGGACUUUGCAAU